Pelagomonas calceolata is the source of this 3152-nucleotide messenger RNA. The record is from the annotation of a GenBank genome assembly. NCBI's taxonomy places the organism in Eukaryota, Pelagophyceae, Pelagomonadales, Pelagomonadaceae.
AGCCAGCCAAAGGCGGCGCCGCGGCCGCGCCAGCUUUUAGCGGGCCUGCGCACGUCUGGUGAGCAGACGCCUUAGUAGUGCCCCGCUCACGCAUCUCAAGCUGAUACGCAAGCGUUGCAAUCGCACAACAACACCAAAAGCCCAAAAGCACACCUCGCCGUCCACAGCCAGCAUCGCCGCGCAGCAUGGCCUCCUACGCCUUCGACGAGUUCGGCAACAUGAUCGGCGGCGAGUCGUCGGAGGACGAGGCCGAGCCGCUGCCGCCCGCCGACGAGGAGGAGCUAAGUGUGGCCCCGAUGGAGACAGAUGAACCCGAAGAGGAAUCUAGAGCAAUAACACUACACGAGGACAAGCAGUACUACCCCGAAGCCUCGGAAGUCUACGGCGAGAAGGUCAAGACCGUCGUCCUCGACGAGGACGCGCAACCAAUCACGGAGCCAAUCCUCAAGCCCGCUACCGUAAAAACGUUUUCCGUGCUGGACAACACCGGUGCUCCUGCUACUGCGGGGUAUACUACACAAUUCCUGAAGGGGUUGUUAGAUGCUCCUAGGUUAAUUAGGAACGCGUGUUUACUUGGUUCGUUGCACUGCGGCAAGACGUCUUUGAUGGAUGUCCUUGUAGAACGAGCACAUAACGCGGAGUGGGACCCGUCGAAGACGAUUAGAUACUCAGAUACGCGCAAAGACGAGCAGGAAAGACAGUUAUCCAUAAAAAUGGCUCCGGUAUCACUGGUGCUACCGGAUUCGAGAGGAAAACACUUCGCCUUACACUUAACGGACUGCCCCGGCCACGCGAACUUCUCCGACGAGGGUACGUGUGCGCUGAGGGCAGCAGACUGUGCCGUGAUAGUUGUCGACGCGGUCGAGGGGUGCAUCGGCCAGACGGAGCGCUGCAUCGCCCACGCCAUCGAACAUAAGGCAGCUUUGACUUUGGUGAUCAACAAGGUCGACCGACUCAUCGUGGAGCUGAAGCUACCGCCGACCGACGCGUACUUUAAGCUCUGCCACACGCUCGACGACGUGAAUGCGAAAAUUGCCGAGGCCUGGGACGCGGCGGCUCUGCGGUUGGACCUCGAGGGUGACGCGCCGCGCUUGUCACCCGUUGAUGGGAAUGUGCUCUUCGCCUCAGCACAACAUGGCUGGAUUUUCAGUCUGGAGUCGUUCGCGUCCGUGUAUGCUGAAAAGUCGAAAGUAGACCCUGCACAACUAGCUAAAAGGUUGUGGGGCGAUCGUUAUUUUGAUUCUAGCACUGGUCAGUUCGCGAAGAGACCUCCUACAGAAGGGCGCAAUGUCCGUUCGUUCGUGGCGUUUGUCCUGGAGCCCUUGUACAAGAUCUACUCCCACGUGCUCGGCGAGGAGCCGGCCACGCUCAAAGAGGCUUUAUUGGAGGUCGGGGUCAAGAUGUCCAAGGAAGACCUAGCUCUCGAUCCUCGGCCACUGUUGAAAUGUGCGUGUAGAAGGUUUUUCAGAGACAGGGCGGCGCCGUCGUUUGUCGAUUUGUUGUCGCAGUGGGGCCCCUGUCCCUUGGAUCGUAACAGUACAAAAGUGAAGCAGCACUACGCUCUAUUAUCAGGUCCAAGGUUCGACAGUAUGUGUCUCGGGGACGCGAACGGCCCGUUAUGCGUCCAUGUCGUAAAAUUACUGUCGACGCCGGACGCCAAGGACUUUGUUGCGUAUGGUCGAGUGUAUUCUGGCAGAAUCAAAGCUGGUAAUAGGGUACGUGUGCUCGGCGAGGCCUAUUCACCAGAAGAUCCUGAAGAUCAAAGACCGUGUAUCGUGCAGGGCGUCGGCGUGUGUCAUGGCAGACAUGUGACGGAAGUGUUGGAGGCGGGCCCUGGCAACUGCGUCGUGCUGGAAGGCGUCGGGCAGCACGUCGCGAAAACGGCCACUAUCGUCGACGAUUCAAGUGACGACCCCUGCGCCAUCUUCGAGCCGCCGCGCUUCGACGACCAGGCCAUCGUCAAGCUCGCCGUCGAGCCGCUGAACCCCGCGGAGCUCCCGAAGAUGACGGAAGGCCUGCGGAAGAUCUCGAAGUCCUACCCCCUCGCGCGCACGAAGGUCGAGGAGUCGGGCGAGCAUGUGGUGGUCGGGACGGGCGAGUUGUACCUCGAUUGCGCGAUGCACGACCUCCGCGAGAUGUACUCGUCCGUCGAGAUCAAGGUCGCCGAUCCGGUGGUCGCGUUCUGCGAGACCGUCGUCGAAACGUCUUCCCUCAAAUGCUUCUCGGAGACGCCUAAUAAAAGAAACAAGCUCACGAUGAUCGCCGAGCCGCUCGAUGACGGUGUGGCUGAUGAUUUAGAAAGGGGCGACGUGAGAGCGGACUGGACCAAAAAACAGGUCGGGGCCCACUUCCGCGCGAAGUACGACUGGGACUUGUUAGCUGCUAGAUCGAUCUGGGCCUUCGGACCCGAUACCGUGUCCACCCAGUCGGGGGCGGGGUGCUCCAAUGUUUUACUAGAUGACACGCUACCCUCAGAGGUCGACAAAAAAUUACUCAAUGCGGCGCGCGAAUCGAUCGUGCAGGGCUUCCAGUGGGGUUGUAGGGAAGGGCCCUUAUGUGACGAACCUAUUCGGAAUGUCAAGUUUAAGAUCUUGGACGCGGCUAUUGCCGAUCAAGCACUACACAGAGGUGGCGGGCAGGUCAUACCGACCGCGCGACGAGUAUGCUACUCGGCAUUUCUGAUGGCGGCCCCGCGGCUCAUGGAACCUAUUUUGUCAGUAGACGUCCAGUGCCCGGCCGACUGCGUGCAGGCCGUGUAUCCCGUCCUCGCGCGGCGGCGGGGCCACAUCGUGCAGGACGCUCCCAAACCCGGGGCGCCGUUCUACACCGUCAAGGCGUUCCUGCCGGCGGUGGACUCCUUCGGCUUCGAGACAGAUCUGCGGGCCUUCACGCAGGGCCAGGCCAUGUGCUCGAGUCGCUUUGACCACUGGGCGGUAUGCCCAGGCGACCCCUUGGAUCGGUCCAUCAUCCUGCAUCCUUUGGAACCGUCGCCGCCGCCGCAUUUGGCGCGCGAGUUUAUGGUAAAGACUCGCAGACGCAAGGGGCUGUCCGAGGACGUGUCGAUCGCGAAGUUCUUCGAUGAUCCAAUGCUCAGACAGAUAGCUGAAGAAAACCCCAUUUCCUGAGUAAGUGUCGAGACUACUAGUACGGGG